This is a messenger RNA of Xenia sp. Carnegie-2017, 5939 nucleotides long. RefSeq names its product protein TALPID3-like. The coding region runs from base 168 to 5552 and encodes 1794 amino acids. The record is from RefSeq and is a predicted model, not a curated record. The transcript has 31 exons. Gene Ontology annotation, cellular component: ciliary basal body; centriole. Gene Ontology annotation, biological process: smoothened signaling pathway. Lineage: Eukaryota; Metazoa; Cnidaria; Anthozoa; Malacalcyonacea; Xeniidae.
GGCGCGGGAUUUUACGAUUGGUGAUAUAAAGUGACGGCUUAGCUUUACUUUUUUACAAAUGGCCAAAGCACAAUAAGAAAACAAUCAUCAAAGAAACAGCAGCAUGCUAUACUUUUUUUCUUCGUUUUUGUCUUUUUAAUGUAUGUCAAUUACAAAAGUACAAAUAAAUGGAUGAAAACAGGUCCAUUGCAAAGUUGAAUGAAGUGUCAGAAGAGGAUGUAAUUCAUCUUUUAAACCAUAAAAAGCAAAAUGGUCGUGAAAUUUUAUGUGUUACGAACGCUGCUGCAAAUGCAAUUGCUUGUCAUUUAUCAGGGCAAACAAAACGGGUUAAAACAAAUAAUGCCAACAAACUUACUGCAGACGAUAAGGAGAACCAUUUGAAUAAAAGCACAAAACAAUCUGUUUUAUCCAUUGGUUCAGGUGAUGCAUACUUCCAUGGUGAAGAAAGAGUAAGAGUACCCUCUCGUCUUCUACGUGAAAUUAAAUCACCUUUAGACAGAAGUGGUGGUGGUAACACAUCAAGUACAUCAAAAGAUACUUCAACUGGAACUUUGUUUGCCAGUCAAUCAAACAGUGAUCAGUCUUUUUAUAAAACAACCAAUAGCUCCACAAAAAUUGUGAAUCAAGCAUCAAAAUAUGCUCAUCCUACACAAAAAGAAAAGAAAAAGCAUCAAAAUCCUGUUAUCAAUUAUUUGCCAGAAACUUCUUCAUCAAACUUAAAAGAAUCCUCUUUAGCCAGUAGAAGUCCAAAGUUAUUCAAGAGUAGGUUCAAUGAUGAUGAACAUGUACCGACACAUGACACAAAUAAGGAAAAAAAUGAAGAGUGCAAACCUUUGCAAAGCCAAGAAAAUAGAAUUUUACCAAAAUUUACCUACAGAGAGCAAACUAAGUUUCUUCAUCAGGGAUUACCAUCUGAUGAUUUGUCCCACAUGCACUUGCCAGACACAGGUGAAGUUAAAUCUCUUUCCUUCAAUGUGACUGCAAAAGAAAAAGCAAUAAGAAACAUGCUUACAAAAAAGCAAGAGCAUGGUGCUGCAGUACGAAAAGUAGUUCAGCCAAAGAUUGUUGAGGAAAUUCAGGUACCAGAUGUGUUGAAACCAACAGUUUGUAAAGAAAAUAAAGCUGGUAGUGAAACCUCUGAUAAACACCAACAACCUUCAAAGGAAACUGAACAGAUUGCGAGCGGUUUUGAAGAGAAAAUGAAUAAUGUUAUGAACACUUUGACUUCGAUUGAAAACCACUGCGAGCAGUAUCGCAUCUGGCAAGAAAAACAUGAACAAAUUUUGAAAGUAGAUAUUCGACAGCGAGAUGAAAAAAGGUUACAACACUUAGAAGAAAUGCAAAAACAUCUUGUUGAGUAUCAGUUACGUAAUUCUCAACCUAUAACUGCUUCUAUGGCACAUGCAAGCAACGUUAAUGGAAUGGCACAAGAUGCAAAUAAAAUUGAUAGUCAUCGAUUACGAACAUCAGAGGCUGUAGCAUCAGCUGACAUCACCUCCAACUUGCAGAAUGAUUCGAUUCUUUCCACAACAAACUAUACCAAAGCAGUUGAACACAAGACACAGCCAAGUUUCAAGACUACAGCAUAUGGCAGUGUUUCAUCUGAGGAAAAACCAAAAUCUGGGGUAAAACGAAAGUUUGUGCGCAACACUCGUACUCAGACCUCUCUUAACUCUUCGUCAGACACAUCGUCACUUCUGGAUACCCCUCUUCCUCGGAAAUGUCAUCCGGUACCGAUCACUCGCGAUUGGAAGUCUGACCGAUCAAAGAAACGCGUACACUUUGACACACUCGAUAAAACAAACAUGAAAAAUACAACUAAUAUAACAGCCAACCCAAUCACAUCUGUCGAAAGUCGGAGUGAAGCUACUGUUAGACAAUUAGCAAGCACGGGAAGGAAUUCUCGUUUAUCACUGGAACAUGAAAGACAAAUGACAUCUCGUCGAUCCUCAAAUGCUGACGUCAUUGUCAACGACAUCAGCAAACUACGUCAAGAGCUUCGAGGUGCACUUCGGGACACUGAACAGACAAAAAGGAGUUUGAAGAAUCUGGAUGAUCGAAUUUACUCUCAAAUAUCUUCAAGUGAUGAAAGUGUAUUUGCCUUCCCCGAUCAUUCAAAGGUUUAUCCAAUCGAUGCAUACUUACGAGCAAAUCGUAGCAUUCCUCAAGAACUUUCAAAUUUAAAAGUCGAAGAUCAAAGUGAAAAAGAAACAAACCCAACACGUGACGGCGAUUCAGGUCUGUGUUCGUAUGCGCUUUCUGUUCUCCGUGAUGUCCAAAGGCAAAAAGAUAACUUGGAGCGGAAUUUGAACGAGUUGUCAAGACGACACCGUGAGCAGUACUUGUAUGAUGUCAUAGAAAAUGACACAACAUUUAAUGGCGAUUUUGCAAGAAUUCGGAGGGAUGUAGCUAGAAAAAUCGAACAAAUGGAUGAAGUAUUGAAAGUGGAGCUUGAACAAGAAGAAGAGCAGAUAGCUACAAGAAAAGAAGUGAGUGCAGAAACACCAAAACCUGCAAAGCAAGCUCGAUCGAUGCGUGGUGUCCCAAUAAGUACCGAAAAUCGAGCUAAACUCCGAAGUACAUUAGCUGGAAAGGAGAAUACUACAAAGCAAAUUGCGGCAAAGUCAAAGAACACAAAACAAUUAACAAAAUUCACUUCUAUGAAACAACAAUCGACUGGAAAAUUGUCAGACCAUAACGUACAGAAACCACUUGUACUUGGUGAACGAGUUAAGCGCAAUAGCGUUCGUUACCAAUCUCCUGGGAAGGUAGAAAGGGGUACAUCAAGAAAAAGCUGUGCCGAAGAAAGAUUGGAUGAUUCAAACUCUUCCACCAUACAAGAUUCUUGGCGUCCUACAACCCAACGAUGCUAUUUUCAGAGUAAUUUUACGAAUGUACCUGCUAAAAAAUCAGUGAUCGAAGAACCAGUUAAAGAACACCAUAAAUCUGUAUUUGGUCAAACACUGCCUUUGGCCAUUCCUUUAGGGAAACCUCGAGUGGAUUCUUCCUUGCGACCAUUGCUGUACAAUGACGAAGAAUCCAAGGCACUUCACAGAACUGAAACAACAUCAAACUCGACGCAAUCGAAUGUUGCAGUAAUUACCAUAAAAGACGAAGAGUGUCUUCAGGACGCUCAAACUUCUAUGAAAAGGCAUAAAAAAUCUAUGUUAAAGAAGAAAGAGAAAGUAGCUCUAGAAAAACAGAUCUUACCAAACAUCGACAUUGACACUUCAACUUUAUCCGAAGAAAGCACUGUCAGUAACGUGAGCGAAACAUUACAGAGAAAAAUUAUGCGACCUUCAGCUUCAGAUUAUGAUGAGUUUAAAGAUUAUGAACAUGUGAGAACACAGGAAGAUGACCAAGAAAUAGAGAAGUCCAUCGAAUUUAAAAAUGAAAAUGCUAUAUCGUUGAGUGGAGAUUUCCGUGAAGACAAAACAAUAUAUGAAGGACCAGUAUUUCCUCCUCAAAACAUUUCUACGGAAAUGCCAGACAGCGAUGGAAAUAUUGGAGAUCUAAGAAUACAACAAGAAAAUGUUGAAAUAAAAGCAAGAGAAUUAAUUGAACACGAGUUGCUUGCCCGUAUCAUGAGUGAGAUGACUCCGCCUGUACAUGAUCCUACAUCAAAUAUGCGCACAAGUCAAUCUUCAGAAUCAAUCAGAAGCUACGACAGCGAACCUGACAUUGCUGCUACGAUAGGACUUCGUGGUAUUCAGUUAUUUGUCGAUGCAGGCAUUCCUGUUCACUCUGACUUCAUACGUAAUCUUAUUCAAGAAGUUUUACAUGAAAAAAUUACAGGAAUGCUCGGUUUUCCUAAAUCUGAUUCACUACAUGAGCAGCAACCCCAGAUGCAAUCAAAGGUCGUGAAUAUCAGCACAAAAUUUAAAACAGAAUUUGAGGAUUAUCCCAACGUUGAUACUUGUAAAAGUACUCCAAGUUUGAGCAGCGUAUCAGAAGAUCGAUGUUUGUCUCACAUUGUUACACCAAAUAAAACGACAAGUAGCGACUCUACGUUAUCACACGACUCUACUGUGGAUGACAAAAAUUUACGCGACUUCGUUGUUUCUACUAAUGAACGUGAUGAUGUUGUGGAAGAAAGACUAUUGAUUCACUCCGAUGUUAAAAGUCCUGUUGUAACUCCAAUUGCUUCUCCGAGUCCUCCUCGGUCCGUUAAAUCCAUGAAUACACCUGAAGUGUCAGAGAAAAUCGAAAGGAAAGAACAGACUCAACUAGAAGUUCCGGAGAUCACAGUAUCAAUUCAAGACAAGGUAUCUGAUGAAAGCUUGUACGACGAUGAAGACGACAAUAAUUUGAAAGAACAAACAUAUGUAGAAGAUAACAAUGAUGAAAAUCAAAAUACCGAGGAUGAUGUUCCACCCAUAAAUUAUGAAUCAGAUCCAAAAAUUAUACUAUCAAAAAUAACCAACAGUCCAUCAAGUUUAAUCACCACUACGACAUACUCUAGCCGAAGUACAAUGGGAACAUUUGCAACUGAUGAUGAGAUUUCCGAGGGCGAACAAUUACAGCCAUAUGUUCACGCUGGUCAGUACAGUGAAGGAGAAUUUGUUGCUCCAAUGGUAGUCCCUGGAAACAUGACAACUUUACACGAAAUACCCGACGAUAUUUUGGACAAUGUCAAUAUGUCAAAUGCUGAUCCAAUAAAACAAGCUUUUCAUGGUCUGCUAAAAUCAGAUUAUGCAUCAGACAAAAGUACGUCUUCUCCUGACAAAAGCACAUCAAAUGAGGAGCAGACGAGCAGUGAGGGACAGCAAAAAUAUGUUUCGAGACCAUUCGUGCAUCAUACAACUGAUAAUGAAGAUCGCAGUGAAGGAGAAAUGGCAGGUGACGUUGUUUUGAUGCUGCUCAGCAGAAUAAGGCAAUCAGUUAUGCCAUCAAAUAAUUUACCGGUUAUGGACGGGCAAGACACGCCCAGUUUGGGUGAGGUCCAAGUUGCACAACGAUCCAUGCAAAGAACAUUUGUAGCAAAACAAAACGAUACUAAAGUGUCACCAGGAGAAUUUGUUGCGCAAAAUCCCGUUCCAGUCAACUUCAAGCAUAUGCCAACGCAAACGUUGGAAGAUUCAUUUGUGUCCGAUUCUGAUGAGAACAAUAACAGUGAACAAAACAGCUCUAUUGGUGAAGUACGAAAUAAGACAAUAAAUUCGAACAUUAUCAUGGUUACACCUAAGAAAGUUGAAGUACCAUCCACUAAACGAAAACCUUUCUUUGGUAUCUCUUAUGGACAGUCUUUAUCCGACAAUCCAAUAGAAAAUACAAAUUUCUCGCAACUUGUUGAAGUAAGACGUGAUCAUAACACAAGUACUCCAACCGAUCGACGCUCUGAGUCAGGUAAGAAUGAAUCCAUAGACACUUUAGCCGGAUAUGAGGUUGGUUCCCAUGAUAUUCGUGUCACUCAUCACGUGACUGGUGAAAUCAACCAAGAUGAGCGUCCAGAAAAAAUCUCACCAGAAGAAAGUCAUAUAAGUGAGGGAGUGCUUACUGGAUGUGAAGAUUCUAUUGACCAGAUAUCGUACUUAUCAGGUGGAGAAGUUUAGCGACCCUUAAAGAUAUAUAUAUUAUUCCAACAUACACCUGCGUACUUUAUUAUUUAAAGAAGCUGAUAUCUGAAGCCAAAAACAUAUUUCUCUUUUAUUAAACAUUCCUUGUUUUCAUUGAACAAAGGAAACAGAACUCUGCCAAUAAUGAUAAAUUAUCAACACGUGAACCCGUAGCAAGAAAACCUACUUUUGCCGUUUUAAGUAACGUCUUAAUAGUUGCCAAAGCAUGUAUCAUGAAGUUUUUAUUUUUACAUGCUUAUCCCAACAACAUUAGUGGCUUUUUUACAGCUUUGGGCUUUUGGAAACAUUGAUAUGUUACGUAUUUGCAUAGGUAAUGACAGGUAAUGAGAAAUUUGAGAUAUUAAAAUAUGUAAUAUCCAACUA